AUGAAUCGUUCCACACACGGCAGCAUCAAGUCAUCAUCAUCCUCUGCGUCCAACAACAACACCACAAUGAUGACCACAAUGCGUCUCAGCAAAUCCUUUCAAAGUAAAAUGGACAAAAUGUCCGAACGUCUGUAUGACGUUGUCAAGAGUGGCUUCAUGAUUAAACGGGCCCAGAACAAGAAACGUUUUACACCGGUCAACUAUAAACAGCGCUGGUUCGAAUUGACCAAACGGACACUCUCCUAUUUUGAUGUGGAAAAUGUUGAGCGUCGUCGUGAACGUGGCCGCAUACCGGUUAAGGGUGUUCGUCUCGUCGAAGUAGCCACAGUUAAUGGUGAAGGUGGAGAUCCUUUUGCACCGGAUGGUUAUCCUUUCCAAGUAGGCUAUUGUGAAUCAACAGAUGAUCAAUCACAGCGUACCGUUCCUCAGUAUACCCUGUAUUUGGUAGCCAACAGUGAAAAGGAACGACACGAUUGGAUACGUGCCAUACGACAAGUUUGUGAGGACACCAACACACCCAAAUCAUAUCGUUUUCAUCCUGGUCUCUGGUCGGGCAAACGAUGGUCCUGCUGUAAGGGCAUUAGUCGAGCAACAUUUGGCUGUCAGGCGGCAACACAUUGGCGCGAAACCAACAAUAAUCCAA
This is a messenger RNA of Musca vetustissima, 643 nucleotides long. RefSeq names its product tyrosine-protein kinase Btk-like. Gene Ontology annotation, biological process: intracellular signal transduction. NCBI's taxonomy places the organism in Eukaryota, Metazoa, Arthropoda, Insecta, Diptera, Muscidae. The record is from RefSeq and is a predicted model, not a curated record. The annotation marks the transcript as partial. The transcript has 4 exons.